Messenger RNA from Cajanus cajan (pigeon pea), 1486 nucleotides. RefSeq lists its product as uncharacterized. The record is from RefSeq and is a predicted model, not a curated record. Gene Ontology annotation, biological process: regulation of DNA-templated transcription. Lineage: Eukaryota; Viridiplantae; Streptophyta; Magnoliopsida; Fabales; Fabaceae. Gene Ontology annotation, molecular function: transcription cis-regulatory region binding; DNA-binding transcription factor activity. Gene Ontology annotation, cellular component: nucleus.
UUUGGUUCAUCCAAAAAGUCAGCGCCUUCCUCUAUGUUUCUAAUUUCCCCUUUUUUUCUGUAUCUUUGUUCUCUCCCAAGUUUCCUCCAUUAGAACAUAAGUACUAAAAAGAACUGGUUUUUUUUUUUUUUUGAAAAAUUCUAGACAUAUCUUCAAAUCGAUUCUUCUCUCAAAAAUGGCUCAUGAGGAUUGGGAUCUCUUUGCCAUCGUGAGAAGUUGCAAAGCUUCACCCUUUAGUGUCACCGCAGACACAAACACAGAAACCCCACCCACCAUCUCCAUCACUCCUAACACAACCACCUCUUCUCGCUUUGAUGCUUUCAUGGUUAACCAUGAAAGUGGCUCAUUCUCUUUUCCCAAUCUUGUGCAACAAAGAACCAAUGAGUUCCAAGAGCUUCACCAAUUGUUGAUGAACUUCAACCCCACCACCACCACAAACACCAUUAGUAGCACUAGCACUAUCACUAGUGCCCUUGGCAUCAAUCCCAAUUCCACUUUUUCUGACGUUGCGGGAUUCAUUGGACAACAGCAGACACAGCAAAGUCACCACCACCAUCAUCUAGUUCCUGCUCCCACAAAUUACACUUCCAUUGGAGCACCCUCCACUACUGGUUUUGACAUAUUCCACCACCACCAACAGCAGCCACAAACGCAAACCCAAAUUCCAGAGCAACAAAAAACCUUUCAAGCACCACAAACAAGUCCCAUCCUUUCACCAAACACACAGUCACAACCCCAGGCACCCAGACCAAGAAAAAGAAAAAACCAACAGAAGAAAAUGGUAUGUCAUGUAACCGCAGACAACCUCUCAGCAGACUUAUGGGCAUGGCGAAAAUAUGGUCAGAAACCCAUAAAAGGCUCUCCAUAUCCAAGGAACUACUACAGAUGCAGUAGCUGCAAAGGAUGCGCCGCGAGAAAGCAAGUGGAGAGAAGCACCACAGAACCGAACACGUUCAUCGUUACCUACACCGGCGAUCACAAGCAUGCAAAACCUGUUCACCGGAACUCCCUCGCCGGAAGCACUCGCUCCAAGCCAUCCUCCACCCGUUUACCCGAAACCAACGAAACCGGGUCUUGCUCCAAAGAAGAAAACGCUGCGUGUUCUUCUACUUCUGCGCUUUCUCCGACGUCGUUUAGGUCCGGUACGCCAGAAAAUGAGGCAGGAGUCGCUGCCGGCGAACAUGAACCGGAAUUGGGAACAGUCCCCGAUGCACAGUCUGAAAACGAAGACGACGACGUUUUGAUACCCAACGUGGGUGCCAUGUCGGACGCUAUUCUCUUGGGGUUGACCACUAAGUGAUUAGAAUAGAUUUGAAUAGCACUUCGGGUCAACCCGGUCCGAUUCUGACCCGUUUCUCAACCCUGUGUUGGCUCUUGAAAGUUCAAACUGCUUAGUUCUUCGUCCCCUAAAAAAUCUUGAACUUCUUUUGUUAAUUGUAAUAAUCUCAUUUUUGUAUGAAUAUAAAUAUAUAGGUUUAGUUUUAUA